AUGGCAUCUGGACCCUACGAAAUCAGAGGCCCUAUCCCUAUCCAACGCUCUCGCUCAAAUUACUACAAACCACCCGCCUCAACAGGUGUACCACUGGCCCAGUCGUACGAACAGAAGCUUUACAUGGACGACAGCACCAACUUUAUGCCUGCUGUACCCAAUGUGCCUCCACCAUCGUUCCAAGACGCAACAAUGGUGUCGAUUUCGGCCGACAUGUUCGACCGGAUGUUCUUGAAGGCACAGAGUCAAGAGCCUCCCGCCGCGAAGAGCGCACAGCAAAAAUUCGCCAACCCCACGCCAUUGUCGGUUGUCGGAUUCCUGCUGUGUUUGAGCCCGCUGAGCUGUGAUUUGAUGGGCUGGCGAGGUGCGGGUGGAAAUGGAGCUGCUUCGGUUGGAGCGUAUUUCUUCAUCGGCGGCGUUCUCAUGCUCCUCGGUGGUUUCCUCGAAUGGGUCGCCGGCAACACAUUCCCCUUCGUCGUGUUCGCGUCCUUCGGCGGCUUCUGGUUCUCCUACGGCGCCACCCUCCUUCCAUUCUUCAACGCCUUUGGCGCAUACUCGCCGGACCCGACGGACAUCACUGCCGGCCUCGCGACCAAAGGCUUCAAUGCCUCGUUUGGGUUCUUCAUGAUCUUCAUGGCGGUCCUGUGUCUCAUUUACCUGGUCUGUGCCCUGCGGACGAAUCUGGUCUUUGUCAUCAUCUUUGCGGGAUUGUUCACGGGAUUCAUACUGCUGACGGCCACUUUCUGGCUGCUGGCGGACGGAGGUCUUGGGGCCGAUAAGACCUUGUAUGUUGGCGGCGCAAGCUUUGCAGUGAGCUGUAUGGCGGGCUGGUACCUCUUGCUGGCAUUGCUCCUGGCUUCUGUGGACUUCCCUGUCGUCCUACCGCUGGUAGAUCUGAGCGGAUGGAUCCAGGGGGCCACCUAA
Molecule: messenger RNA, 924 nt
Organism: Cladophialophora psammophila CBS 110553
Lineage: Eukaryota; Fungi; Ascomycota; Eurotiomycetes; Chaetothyriales; Herpotrichiellaceae
Exons: 2
Coding region: 1-924 (307 amino acids)
Cellular component (GO): plasma membrane
Molecular function (GO): acetate transmembrane transporter activity
Source: RefSeq, a predicted model, not a curated record